Messenger RNA from Vavraia culicis subsp. floridensis, 723 nucleotides. RefSeq lists its product as uncharacterized. NCBI's taxonomy places the organism in Eukaryota, Fungi, Microsporidia, Pleistophoridae. The record is from RefSeq and is a predicted model, not a curated record. The transcript has a single exon. Bases 1 to 696 code for a protein of 231 amino acids.
AUGUUUCUAUUUUGCGUUUUAGCGCGCUUUUUGUUCAACCAUGUGUUUGAAAAUUGUAAUCAGCUGGAACUGCGCUCCUGUACAGACGCAUCUCAGAUACAUGACGAGAUAGAAGAACUAAGCAAGGAGCUCGGCCUCUUUAAGGAUGUCCAGAAGAGUAUGCUGGAGAGUGAGUAUCGACUUAUUCUGGAUAGCGCCACAGACUUGUCUAGUAUCGGAUGGCAGACACUGUCAUACAUUCUGCUGUACAGAAUAGCUGAAGUUCAUACGUUUUACAAAAUGCUCGAAGCUUUCAAAGAGAAAUUUAUGUUUAGCAGCUCGUUUGAGGAAUUCUUCAAGGCAUGCGAUAUCGAAUACACGUUUUACUUGCGAAUGCUUGUGGCAUCUUACUCGUGCAAAGAACAUUUUAUGGAAUUUGUUAUCAGUCUAUUUACGCUCCUGGGAAUGGAUAAAGUGGAAAUUUUUGGGUUGAGAGAAGCCUUGAUAGAAUUCUAUUACACCCUUUGUGUGUACAUCCAGGCAGAGAAGUUGCCUUUACUGUCUACAGGUAGGUUCAGGAUGUGUAUACAAAGACUGAAGAAAUAUCGUACAAUGUGCUUGACAAGGUGCAAGUUGCCAUUUUGUCGCGAAUUCUUUGAUAGUACGAAAUAUAAUGAAAUUAUUCAGAAGCUGCUUACCAAAGGUUCGUUGGAUUAGUAACAUUAAAGUAAGGGUUUAUGGUCG